ACGUCAUUAGACUUGAUAACUCGUUCCCAGUUGUUUUUCCCAGUGAGUUUCCUUCUGUAGCAAACCAAACGAUCGAUCAAAAACUACACAUUACUCAUUAGUACGGGAUAAAACAGAAAAUGGCAGGUUCUCCAACGGACGAAAAGCAAGUGGACCUUAAUAAAGAUGAGCAUUUGUUUGAGGAGGAGGAGGGGGCGACUCAUGCGAAAGAGGAACCGAUGACUGAGGAGGAGAAACAGAGGCAGAUGGAGGAGUGGAAAGAGGAACUAGCCAGGGUUGAAGGGGAGAUAACCACACUCAGACAGGUUUUAGGAUCCAAAGUGAGAUAUGCCUCUGAAUUAAAGAGAAAGAUGGGCAUUACUCCAUUCCAGGAGUUUAAGCACGACUUUUCGGAGGGUAUAAAGUCCAUCCAGCAGUCAGAGACGUUCCAGAAGACAAAUGAAUCCCUUUCGAAUCUCCAAGCCAAAAUAACAGGCUCUACAGUGUAUCAGAAAACAAAUGAAAAACUUCAUGAUAUAAAUGACAAGAUAACACAUUCCACUGCAUACCAGAAGACCUCCUCUGCUAUGAAGACUGCCUCUGAGAAGACUAACGAGACGGUGCGCAAUGUGGCUUCUUCUGUCUCCAAGAAAAUAGGAGACCUUAGGAAUUCUGGUACUUUUAAAUCUAUGGAAGAAAAGGUUGGAGGUGCUUAUGCAAAUGUGAAGGCCAAAGUAACAGGAAGCAAAUCGGAAGAUAAUUUUGAGAGUGCUCUUCAGAAGGAUACGGAAGGCAAUAAUUCUGCUAACGGAGGCCAGCCCACAUCCUUACCCGAGGAGAAAGUCCCUCUCUAAAGAAGUUGUCUGUCGUUUAAUGUUCUUGUUACAACACAAUUCAUCUGCACUGCUUCACAACAGUGGCUUCUGAAUUGAAUUGACAUGUAAAUUAAUUGACCAAAGUCUAUAAAAUUGUACAUGUACGUAUGCUGUAGGUUAAAAAUCAUGCUGCUUUAAAAGUGCAUUUCUGUGUAAAUGUAAGCAUUAGUCAAAUAUUUAUUUAAAUUAUAAAUAAGUCCAAAAAAAAAAAAAGAUGUGAAUAAUGAUAACUAGUAAAAAAAAUUGCUGAAAAUUAUUUCAAGAAAUUUUUAAAAAUUCACAGACACUUGCAUUUUCAGUUACUGAUUUUUCUAUAACUUAUUCAGUGAUACCAUAGUCUGUGAUGUUAAUAAAAAUUGUUGUUAAUUUAUACUACUGCAUUUAUUCUGCAAUAACAUUUGUUUUUGAUAUAAAGUGCAGUCAAUGUAGCAUAUUUUUUAAUCUUAAUUUAUUACAUAGAACAUCACAUUUUCGAGCAUUAGUUUUCUAGUUGCAUUAUUGUGUACAUUUUUCCCCAAGCAUUUUGUUUAAGAUUUUCAUUCUCAUUCAUUUAAUUAACAAGUUGUUGGACAUCAAGAAAAAUAGUCACUGUGGCAGUUAUUUUUGCAAUAUAUGUUUAGCUCUUUAAAGGUAGAUAACUCUGACCAAAUGUUCAUAUUUAAAAUAAUCAUUUACAAGUUGGUGUUGAAACAACAUUUAGAUAGUUAUGUACCUGUAAACAUUGCUUAUGGUGCUUGUUGACUGUGUAAAUUAUAUGAUUUAGAAUUUCCAACAUUCAGCUAUCACUAUCACAGCUUAGUACGUUCUGCAUAUUUAUAGAUGUCUUGAAUGUGCUUUUUUCACAUUUCUGUUCCAAUUUUUAAUAAAAUACCAGUAUAAGAAACAUAUAAAAAUCUGCAUUAUCAGUAACUUUUGGAAGUGGACAUGUAAGUACAUAUAGCUUCAAGUGGAGAGAGAAAAUGUGUACAUGUAUAAUCUAAGUAAACAUGAGUAGUUGGAUACUGUAAAUAACGGGUGAUACAGUACUAAAAUAUAUUUUAUUCAAAGUUAAAGGGUAAUAACUAUGUGAAGGUUCAGAAUUAGACUGCUCAGAAAUGAAAUAGUGUAGGGACAUAAUAAAUAUCUUGCCUUGCAUGUGUUAAGUUUUUGGCUGUGAUAAACAAAAGCAAUCUAAUUAUACAUUUAAAAAUAAUUUGAAAGAUGUGAUGGUAUAUUUUUAUAUGAAGAUUGCAUGGAUUUCAACAUCUUCAAAUGCAUGUAUUUUCCUCUAUUUUAAUAGAAAGCUCAGUUGAAAUUCCUUUACAAAGUUACAUUGUAAACUUUUGAUGAAUAUAUGGCACUUUAAUUUUAUUUCAAGAAACUUGUAUUGGGGAAUUUGCAUAUAGUAAUGGGGAGUUGAGAGGAGGAGUAAAAGCUAAGUGUAUUAUGUAACCAUUAGUCAGCCUUUUUCUCAUUUAAUCUUCUGGUUAAGGGAUAAACAUACAGCGUCUUCCAUCUUGCUUCUGUCUGUCUCUCUAUCCCAGCAACUGUCCACAGUAUUCUCAAAACCCAUGAACAGUUGAGGUGUCAGCGAUAUCAUAAAGAUUGUAAUGUGUAUUUGUACCAGAAAUGAAAUGCGUCUGUUCAGCUUUCUGUAAAGCAGAUUACAUUUGUGGAGCAAUUGUAUAUAAAUACUAUUUCUAAAUCCCUUUUCUGUCAGUGCUAUUACUACAGUUGUAAUAUUAAUGUAUUCAUUCCUGUGUUUAUAAUGUUAUAAAUUAUAUCAUAUGAGAAAUAAAAUGUGAGUAAGUUGCA
Molecule: messenger RNA, 2648 nt
Organism: Saccostrea cuccullata (small rock oyster)
Lineage: Eukaryota; Metazoa; Mollusca; Bivalvia; Ostreida; Ostreidae
Product: tumor protein D54-like
Exons: 8
Coding region: 120-833 (237 amino acids)
Cellular component (GO): cytoplasm
Source: RefSeq, a predicted model, not a curated record